UCUUUCCUCCGCGCUCCCCAGCGCCGCUUCCAGUCCUCCAAGGUCGAGGAGGCCAACCUCGACAAGGCUCCCAAGCGUGACCCCGAGCUCUACGUCCUCCUCGGUGUCAUGUCUGGUGCUUUCCUGCUUGCUGGAUGGUAAAUUCCCACAAACCUUCCACCUUUCCUACCUCACACGAUUCGCGUUCAAAAAUUGCCCCGAAGGACCCUCUCAACACGUCGCAAUUCACUUGUCAUCCUUCCCUCAGAUAUCUUUUGGGGGCAAAUCAAUUGCAAAAUUUCUCCCCAAAUUGGCUAACGGACUGCGAUUCUCGAACCAUUUACAGGUACUUCGGCCGCAAGCCCACUUCCGUUACCUCCGAGAGCAACGUCCGCAUCGGCGAGAGUGCCAUGCCCUGGGAGCAGGCCGAUUCCGAGGGCAAGGUCUACAAGUACCAGUACCACCCCCACGGUGACAAGAGCCAGCCCCUGCGCAACGCUCCCAGUGCCUUGAACACUGUCAUCGUCCCCAACGUCACUCUGCCCGCGGACCUCCACGAGCGCUUCAACAAGUACGGCAAGGAGGAGUGGGACUACUAAGUGUGUCCGCCUCGUGUCGUCGGAAGGGGUUCGAAUUGGGGUCGAAGUUGAAGUUGAGGAACAUCGGUGCUGACCGCUGUACACUAAAACUUGUGUGAAGAUGUGAAGAUUAGACGUGUGGGAAAGACUACGACGGGGGUGUGGAUGAGGAAGACGGUGCCGACAACAGCUUUGUGCAUAGUUUGUUUUGACGAGGUUCUAUUUGGAAGACUUAUCGUUUUUGUUCUCUUUUUUCUUAUUUACAAUUAUCUUCUCGUAGAGGUAAAUGCCAGUCCAGUGUGG
Messenger RNA from Aspergillus saccharolyticus JOP 1030-1, 860 nucleotides. RefSeq lists its product as uncharacterized. The record is from RefSeq and is a predicted model, not a curated record. The coding region runs from base 135 to 578 and encodes 147 amino acids. NCBI's taxonomy places the organism in Eukaryota, Fungi, Ascomycota, Eurotiomycetes, Eurotiales, Aspergillaceae. The transcript has 3 exons.